Messenger RNA from Neogale vison (American mink), 444 nucleotides. RefSeq names its product protein S100-A10-like. NCBI's taxonomy places the organism in Eukaryota, Metazoa, Chordata, Mammalia, Carnivora, Mustelidae. Bases 17 to 328 code for a protein of 103 amino acids. Gene Ontology annotation, cellular component: cytoplasm. The record is from RefSeq and is a predicted model, not a curated record. Gene Ontology annotation, molecular function: transmembrane transporter binding. The transcript has a single exon.
AAAAGACCUCACCAAAAUGCUAUCUCAAAUGGAACAUACCAUGGAAACCAUGAUGUGCAUGUUCCACAAGUGUGCUGGGGAUAAAGGCUACUUAACAAAGGAGGACCUACGAGUACUCACAGAAAAGCAGUUCCCUGGAUUUUUGGAAAAUCAAAAUGGCCCUCUGGCUGUGGACAAAAUAAUGAAGGACCUGAACCUAGACCUGGACCUAGACCAGUGCCGAGAUGGCAAAGUGGACUUUCAUAGCUUCUUUUCACUAACUGCUGGGCUUACCACCACAUGCAUUGAGUAUUUUGUAGUAUACAUGACAUGGAAGAGAAAGAAGUAGGAAUCAUUCAGGAACACUCCUGCCCAAUCAGAGUUCUCCCAAAGGGACUCUUAAGUAGUCCCUUAAGGAAUCUGCCCCAUAGCUUCCCCCUGUAUAAAGGACUACAUGAACAGGCC